AUGACGGUUCGAACACUUCUGUUGAUGGGGCUGAUGUGCACUGCAGCCAUUGCCUCAUCCAAAUCGUUAGUCGCCGUCCGUGAGAUUGACUGUUCUCCGUCAUCGUCAACGGGCCUCAAGGCAGAGUGCUGGGCCCAGCUCAACGUGUCGAGCUACAUCACAAACUGGCUGGCAGAGAACGGCACUAGAGCCGACUGCGACAACCUGGGAUUCGCGCAGUGUUUCCUCGCGUUCAACGGCUAUGGCGGUCGAACCUGCGACACUUUCAGCCGAGACACAUGUGAAGGAUUCGAGACGAUGGGCUCCGAGGCCACGUACUCCUCGCCACAGCAGUUCUACACGCUCUGGAACAUCUACGCCAUCUACCAGUUCUUCAACCAGUAUUCCGAGGCCCUCUGGAACGGACACUCGCUCGCUUCGGACACUAUAGACGACAUCGUCGCGACCGUCUCCCCAUCAACCGACCCGCAGGUUCCCAGCACUCUUUUGUGGACAUCCAUCUCCGGUGGCUUCUGGCUUGCUGCAGCGGCUGGUGUCAACCCCGUUCUGGGUCUCAUUGCCACCGGAAUGGCUGUCACCACGGGAAUGAGCUCUUUCUUCAUGCCCCAGAAAGCUGGCUCGUCCAACGCCCGCUUCGUCACCCUGGGCCAGGUCGGCAGCAACCUCGCCCAGCUCGUGAUCGAGUACCAGGACAGCCUUCAGGACUCCUUGAAGGAGCUCCAAAGAAACAGCACUCUUUUCAUAGCCGCGGCCGAGCCCGGUGGUUUCAGCCAACGUGCCGUGACUAGCCUCAACUUUGAAGCCACGACGCUGUACCACGACCUGCAGCUGUACAUCCUCUCGUUGGCGCUCAAGGCGAACGGCAUCGUCUCCGCGCGCUCAACGGGGGUGAACGCACUGGACUACGCCCCCAAGACCAAUGGCGCCAUCUCCUGCCCCGGACUCGGCCCUGCCGGCAACUGCUACCAAUUCUGGGUUGACCCAGACACGGGCAACUCGUACGCGCUACACAACCCCAAGGAGUACAAGAACACCUACGUCGACGUCCUGAACAAGAUCCACGACAAGGGCUGGGCAAACCUGAGCGAGAUCUUCAAGGUGGAGGACUGCACCGGCAAGGAUCCCAGCUUCGACGGGAAGACCAGGGUGACGUGUCUUGCCUCGCACGGUUACUGCGAGUACAACUAUGCGGACCAGGACACGGUCACCAAGUCGAGGACGGCCAACAAGCAGUUCACCAACUGCGAUAACGAUAAGGCAUGGGGGACUCUUUGCGACUGGAUGAACGGUGGUCUUGUUCUACCAGAGUCUUAUCUGGGGCCGCUCCUGACUCUAGGAGAGUUGGCAUGGUGCAGGGAGCAUUAG
Colletotrichum destructivum is the source of this 1365-nucleotide messenger RNA. RefSeq lists its product as uncharacterized. The record is from RefSeq and is a predicted model, not a curated record. The transcript has a single exon. Bases 1 to 1365 code for a protein of 454 amino acids. Lineage: Eukaryota; Fungi; Ascomycota; Sordariomycetes; Glomerellales; Glomerellaceae.